Messenger RNA from Ostreococcus tauri, 648 nucleotides. RefSeq names its product Thymidylate kinase, conserved site. Gene Ontology annotation, cellular component: mitochondrion; cytosol; nucleus. The record is from RefSeq and is a predicted model, not a curated record. Bases 1 to 648 code for a protein of 215 amino acids. Gene Ontology annotation, biological process: dUDP biosynthetic process; dTTP biosynthetic process; dTDP biosynthetic process. Lineage: Eukaryota; Viridiplantae; Chlorophyta; Mamiellophyceae; Mamiellales; Bathycoccaceae. Gene Ontology annotation, molecular function: dTMP kinase activity; ATP binding. The transcript has a single exon.
AUGAGCGCCUCGCGCGGGGCGCUCGUCCUGUUCGAAGGCGCCGAUCGGUGCGGGAAGAGCACGCAGGCGCGGCGAUUGGUGAAGACGCUCGAACAGCGCGGUGUUCGAGCCGAGCUGUGGCGAUACCCCGAUCGAACGACGAAGACGGGAGAGAUGAUCGACGCGUACCUGCGAUCGGAGAGUGAUACCGCGGACGCGGCGAUACAUCUCUUGUUCGCGGCGAAUCGAUGGGAGAAGAAGGCGUUGAUGGAACGCAAGCUCGCGGAUGGGGUGACGUUGGUGUGCGAUAGGUACUCGUACAGCGGGUGCGCGUUCACGGCGGCGAAAGGGGUGGAGGGAUUGGAUUUGACGUGGUGUAAGGCGCCGGAGGUUGGGUUGCCGAGACCGGACGCGCUGAUGUAUCUGGAGUUGUCGCUCGAGGACGCCGCGCGAAGGGGCGGAUUCGGCGAGGAGCGAUACGAGACGACGGAGAUGCAGCGCGCGGUGAAGGAGAUGUUCGAGUCCAUGCGCGAGCCGUGGUGGGACGUGAUCGACGCGAAUCGCGACGAGGAGGUGAUCGAGCGCGAGGUGUUGGAGAUCGCGCUCGGGGCGAUCGAACGCGCGAAAUCGGGUGAACCGCUCGGUACGCUCUGGGACGCGCGCGCGUAG